Molecule: messenger RNA, 1830 nt
Organism: Melanotaenia boesemani (Boeseman's rainbowfish)
Lineage: Eukaryota; Metazoa; Chordata; Actinopteri; Atheriniformes; Melanotaeniidae
Gene: rbbp4
Product: retinoblastoma binding protein 4
Exons: 12
Coding region: 211-1488 (425 amino acids)
Biological process (GO): regulation of gene expression
Cellular component (GO): ESC/E(Z) complex; NuRD complex; nucleus
Molecular function (GO): histone binding
Source: RefSeq, a predicted model, not a curated record
CUUUCGCUUGUAGUGAGCGCGCGAAUACAUUCCCGUCUCGUAUGGUUCCUCUGUUAGCUACUUAUUAGCUUAGCAUUGCUCACACUGGCUGAACUACAUUGGGACUACAACUGUUUAUCAGAGGACGACCUGGGUCAAGGCUCUUUGCUAUUUGUUUAUCUAAUUAAACCUUGAGUGAAUGUUUUCUGUCAACCACUGAAGAUACUUGCAAUGGCAGACAAAGAGGCUGGCUCAUAUGAUGAUACAGUGGAAGAGAGGGUUAUCAACGAAGAGUAUAAGAUCUGGAAGAAAAACACCCCCUUUCUGUAUGACCUGGUUAUGACCCAUGCCUUAGAGUGGCCCAGCCUCACUGCUCAGUGGCUUCCCGAUGUUUCCAGACCAGAAGGGAAGGAUUACAGUGUACACCGACUGGUGUUGGGCACACACACGUCUGAUGAGCAGAACCACCUAAUUAUUGCAAGUGUACAGCUGCCCAAUGAUGAUGCCCAGUUUGAUGCCUCACAAUAUGACAGUGAAAAAGGAGAGUUUGGAGGCUUUGGCUCUGUGAGUGGCAAGAUUGAGAUAGAAAUCAAGAUCAACCAUGAAGGAGAGGUGAACCGUGCUCGCUACAUGCCACAGAACCCUUGCAUCAUUGCCACUAAGACCCCCACCUCAGAUGUGCUGGUGUUUGACUACACCAAGCAUCCCUCAAAGCCAGAUGUUGUGGGAGAAUGUCGCCCUGACCUGCGUCUUAGAGGCCAUCAAAAAGAAGGUUAUGGUCUGUCCUGGAAUGCAAAUCUCUCUGGAUCUCUCCUCAGUGCAUCAGAUGACCAUACAAUCUGCCUGUGGGACAUCAGCGCUGCGCCGAAGGAGGGCAAGAUAGUCGACGCAAAGACCAUCUUCACUGGUCACACUGCGGUGGUGGAAGAUGUUUCCUGGCACCUGCUUCAUGAGUCACUCUUUGGAUCUGUAGCUGACGACCAACACCUUAUGAUUUGGGAUACUCGUUCCAACAACACCUCCAAACCCAGCCACGCGGUCGAUGCCCACAUAGCAGAGGUCAACUGUUUGUCAUUUAACCCGUACAGCGAGUUCAUCCUUGCCACUGGCUCAGCAGACAAGACCGUGGCUCUUUGGGACUUGAGGAACCUGAAACUGAAGCUGCACUCCUUUGAGUCACACAAGGAUGAGAUCUUCCAGGUUCAGUGGUCACCCCAUAACGAAACCAUUUUGGCAUCUAGUGGAACAGACCGUCGCCUCAAUGUCUGGGACCUCAGCAAAAUUGGAGAGGAGCAGUCACCAGAGGAUGCAGAAGACGGCCCCCCUGAGUUACUGUUUAUUCAUGGAGGCCACACGGCCAAGAUUUCAGACUUCUCCUGGAACCCAAACGAGCCCUGGGUCAUCUGCUCCGUGUCUGAAGAUAACAUAAUGCAAGUCUGGCAAAUGGCUGAGAAUAUCUACAAUGACGAAGAUCCUGAGGGCACAGCAGACCCUGAAGCUACAGCGUAACACCUGCAAGCUUUGCAUUUGUACACAACCUCAUCACACAGACAUCCCCGUAGUUCCUCGUAGCUUCUUGCUCCAUCUUUACCAAACUCGAUCCGUGGGGCAGUGUAAGCUGCUAACUGUAAAUACUUGAAAGAGUAAUCGUGCAUUGCUCCGGUUCCCUUUGGAUUCUGUCUUGUCUUCCUUUCAUGAAGCGACUGCCUUAUUGUCCAUUAAUCUAAUCCAUGUUUUUUACAGUGCACUUAAGAUAUUUUCGAAAUUAGUUUUGCUAUUCUUUGUACGUUGAACUGUUUUACACGAUGCUUUUAUGUUAAAAAAAAAUUAAAACUGUUUUCUAAAACUAAA